Diachasmimorpha longicaudata is the source of this 1243-nucleotide messenger RNA. RefSeq lists its product as uncharacterized. Lineage: Eukaryota; Metazoa; Arthropoda; Insecta; Hymenoptera; Braconidae. The record is from RefSeq and is a predicted model, not a curated record. The coding region runs from base 270 to 980 and encodes 236 amino acids. The transcript has a single exon.
AUCAGCACCUGAAGUCCCAACCCCCAAUUAAAUCGAUCGUCAUUUCGUCUGUCACGUCUCCCCAGAUAAAAAAAAAUCCCACAAAUGUUGAAAUUCCCGUGGAAAAUUCACCCCCGAUGAACCACGAAACCCCACCUGAUAGAAAAAAUCGCAUCGGAAGCAAUGGAGCCCUCAUCCCUUUCGAAGCAACGAUUUAACGAUCCCCCGUGUCCACAGAAGGCGGCAAAAAAUCACUCGAAUUUUUCCCCAUAACGAGCGACAAAAAAAAAAUGUCGUACCCCGACAGUCCUGACGAUCAGCUCUACCUCCUCGAGUUGACAGUGAACUCACUGCUCCUCACCGAUGAAAAACAGUACGAGUGUGACAAAAGACCGUUACUCGUAAAAAUAAAAUAUCUCGAUCUGCCAAUCUUCGUUCUGUCACCGAGGGACUUUGAUCAGUCGUCUCCAUCAGGUAACGAGAGGAAAAACGUUAGGACAGUAUUCUCAUCCGGCAUAUCCUGUCUAUUUGGUAAACGACCGAAGUCAUUGGUGCGUGAAAUGCAAACGACACAUCUUAAAAUCGGUAUAUUCUGCGCUGAUGAGACAUAUCCAAUUGCCGAAGGAGAAUUUCAAUUAUCUGGUUGUCUAUGUGAUCAAGUGUCAAUGGCAAUGAAUGAUAAAGAGCACUUGCCAAAGCCGUUUGUCAUGGGAGGUGAUCGUAGACUUGUCGAUCCGGGUGAAAAUCCAGCCGGAAGUAUUGACUUUGAGUUCAAGAUGACGUCCCUCGGAAGGAACGUUAUCACGCACUAUCACCUGAUGGAUAACGCGUUUGUGUUCAGGAGUGACCGAGAGGACGGAAAGUUUUUUGUUAGGCGACUGCUUCCUGAGGAUGACGAGCCUUGGAAGGGGGUGAAUACCCCUCCGGAGGUCGCGGAAGAGAAGCCCGAGGAGAAGCCGGUGAAGGUUAAAAAGGAGAAGAAGGGCAAGAGGAAAAAGUAAUCUCAGUGUCGUCCGGGCUUUCCGGACUACGAGGAAGAGAUUCUAAAAAAUCAGAAUUGUCCGCUAUCCGUGCGACGGGCUCGGAUCGUCGACGGAAUUCUGAGUGAACGGGAAGAAGAAAACGGCAAAAAAGAUUGUUUAAAAAAUUUUGGAAAAUUUAUUAUAUGUUAAAAAAUUCACGAUAAAUUAUACUUCACUCUCCACAUUUUAUUGUUCGAGUUCAAAUUUACUCAAAGUUAAGCAAUAAAUCGAAUUUUCCCUAA